Messenger RNA from Mesorhabditis belari, 633 nucleotides. The record is from the annotation of a GenBank genome assembly. NCBI's taxonomy places the organism in Eukaryota, Metazoa, Nematoda, Chromadorea, Rhabditida, Rhabditidae.
AUGUUAGGCUCUCCCGUAUUUCGACUCCUUUUGCUACUUUCGAUCGGUACUGCAUUGGCUGAACGAUCACACCGAAUUGUAGCCAAAUGGAAUCAACUCCAAGAACAAAAUCCCUCAUCAUUAUGGAAGCGUCAAUCUGUAUCGCCCACCGAUGCAGACAUGCUAAUGUUAAAUAACACAUUUUGGAAAUUAUUGGAAAUGACUCGCCCAUAUUCAGAUGCUCAUCCAAUUGAUUUGAAAGAGUAUUUGGCUGAUCAUUUGAAUGAUGAAUACGAGUUGUUCCACGCAAAUGCAGAUCAUGCUUCCAAAAAAGAUGAUUACGCCAAACGCUUUACUGGGAAAUUGUUUGAAAUGUUUACCGAUCCGGAAGAGAUUUCAAAGUGGAAAACACUCGAAGAGAAGAUUUUUGUUAUUGGAACUCUUCUCCGCUCACGCCUCAAUACUUAUGAAGCUUCUUGGAUUGUCAAAAAUGAUGGCACAAGGAAGCAAAAAGAGGAUGAUAUACAAAAAGUUGUGGCCACUGUAAUAAGCAGCCCUCAAAUUGGACCCAAGGAACAAACCCUGCGAUUUGAUCAUGCCGCGGAGCAAAUUAUGGGAAUAUUGUAUCCAAAGAAAAGGAAGGAAAAUGGAUGG